AUGCCUCUUCUAUCUUCACCCAAAGAAGAACUCAAGGAAGACAUCAGACAAAUAGUAGCUGGUGGUGGACAUGAUCAGAGAGAGUUGCCCAUAGCAGAAGACCUGGCAGACCAAUGCACUGGGCAAGAGAUCUGUUCCCAGAAUCUGACACACAAGAGGAAGAGGAGCAGCUGUUCUCCUUGUGGCUUGAGCCACUUUGAUACGGAUAGCAAAUCCGAUGGUGGUUCUCUGCCGCAUAACGUCAAGACUUCAGGAUAUUCUCCAGUCUCCGCGAAUAGGCUUGCUGAAUGGGCAUCAGCAGCGGCGAUAUUGAAAUGUGCUUGGAGAAGGCUGCCUUGCCAGGAAUAG
This is a messenger RNA of Paraglomus brasilianum, 348 nucleotides long. NCBI's taxonomy places the organism in Eukaryota, Fungi, Glomeromycota, Glomeromycetes, Paraglomerales, Paraglomeraceae. The record is from the annotation of a GenBank genome assembly.